CGCCGACCAUUCCCCUUCGCGGUCGUCUGCGGUCGAUUCCAUUUCCAGUCCCAACCAUGUCCACCUCCGAGCACAUCUCGCCGCUCUCCUACGUCCUCGAGCCCGCCAUCGUCGCCGGGCUCCUCACCGCCGGCUGUCUCCUCAACCGUCGCCGCGCCUCCGAGCUCAAGCUCCUCGAUGCAGGUCCCAACACCCCGCCCGCCGCGCCGACCACCCUGCCCUUCUUCAAAUGGCGGGUCCGCGUUCCGGACAACUCGCGCUUCCGGCACACCCUCACCAGCCGCUUCCUGGCCUACUUUCCGUUCCUCAUGGAGGUCUGGUACUGGCUGAACACGUACUGGAUAUACCAGAUCGCACGUGCCAUCUCGGCGCUCACGCUCGUCGACGAGACCACCGCCAUCGCCCGCAAACACGGAAUCCAGAUCCUCACCCUCGAAGGCUACCUCGGCCUCCGCAUCGAGCUCGCCGUCCAGCACUGGGUCAUGCGCUCCCCGCUCGCGAUCGACUGGCUGAACAAGAUCUACUCCUACGUCCACAUCCCGGCCACGAUCGCCUUCAUGGUCUACUUCUUCAAAUACGCCCCGCCGCCCGUCUUCCGCCGCGUCCGCCGCACGCUCGUCUGCUGCAACCUCCUCGCCUUCAUCGUCUUCACCGCCUGGCCCUGCAUGCCGCCCCGCCUGCUCCCGUACGAGGAAUACGGCUUCGUCGACACCGUCCACGCCCACAAGCACGCCUCGGCCUGGACGACGAACAAGUUCCAGAACCAGCUCGCCGCCAUGCCCUCCCUCCACUUUGGCUACUCGUUCGUCAUCGGCAUGUCCCUCUUCUUCUUCAGCCCCCACAAGUGGGUCGCCCGCGCCGGCCCCUUCUACCCCGCCCUCAUCCUGCUCGCCAUCGUCUCCACCGCGAACCACUACAUCCUCGACGCCGUCGCCGGCUUCUUCGUCUCCGUCAUCGCCUGGAAGAUCAACUGGGUCCUCCUCAACCUCCGCCCGCUCGAGGAGUGGGGUUUCUGGCUCUGCAGGACCGAGAAGCCGAUGGACAAGGAGAUCUUCGUCCGCCUCACCGGGCUCGACAAGCACCUCCCGUACCCCGUCAUGGCCGAGGGACGUAGGAGCGACGAUCUCCAGCGCAGGCUCCUUUCCGAGUCGGAGUCGUCCUGAGGCGGGCGUUUCUCGGGGCCGACUGAUCCCUCUACACCGUUUAUCACGCAACUACACGAAGACGAAAUGAAAAACCACGAAAACUUCGAAUCAGUACCUACACAUACGUAUCUACCGUACACCACAGAGUACUUCCUUGCACGCAUCGUUAUCAACCACAAAGCCUGUAA
Messenger RNA from Punctularia strigosozonata HHB-11173 SS5, 1333 nucleotides. RefSeq lists its product as uncharacterized. The transcript is spliced from 2 exons. NCBI's taxonomy places the organism in Eukaryota, Fungi, Basidiomycota, Agaricomycetes, Corticiales, Punctulariaceae. The record is from RefSeq and is a predicted model, not a curated record. Bases 57 to 1163 code for a protein of 368 amino acids. Gene Ontology annotation, cellular component: inositol phosphoceramide synthase complex. Gene Ontology annotation, biological process: inositol phosphoceramide metabolic process; sphingolipid biosynthetic process. Gene Ontology annotation, molecular function: inositol phosphoceramide synthase activity.